Messenger RNA from Salpingoeca rosetta, 5154 nucleotides. RefSeq lists its product as uncharacterized. The record is from RefSeq and is a predicted model, not a curated record. Gene Ontology annotation, cellular component: cytoplasm. The transcript is spliced from 21 exons. NCBI's taxonomy places the organism in Eukaryota, Choanoflagellata, Craspedida, Salpingoecidae. The coding region runs from base 1 to 5154 and encodes 1717 amino acids.
AUGGCAAUUGCGCGGGACAUUGAGGCGAUGUAUCCGUGUGCGAGCACAGAGGUGGCGGGGGUACAACGCAGGAAGCAGCAGGAACUGCCACAGCUGCUGUUUGUGCUGCACUUUGCGUCAAUGCUUGCUGCCUCAACGGCACAACGGGAGCGCACCCCAGCCACUGGUGACAAAGCCACUGGCGCCAAAGACAAACUCGACGCCAACAGCAACGACAACAGCAGCAACGCCGCCGCCAACGCUGCUUCCGCCAGGUUUGAGUUUCGCCUGCGCACGCUGACAGACACAGAGCCGGAUGCCGAGUGGUGGAGCGCUGGCGAUGAUGACCUGCCUCCAUCUGCCGCUGCGUCCGUGCAAUCGCCACUGUACAGUCAAGUCCGCCUCGACUUUCUGGACCGCAUGUCCGAUGAUGGCGUCGAUCGCCUGCGAGCCGAGGCGCUACUGACGUCGCACCAGGUGCUUGCACUGGGGGAGGUGGACACGGACACGAUGCUGUCCUACUGGCGGGUGGUGCGCGAUGCCUGCAGGCACGAGCGGUUUGCCUUCUUCACAGCGCCGCUCCGUGCCGCGUGUGAGGCGCACGAGGUGACAGAAGACGACAUCACGUCGCUUCUUGACGGCAUGGACACAUACUCACGUCUGCAAGCGGAGAAGGGCUUCCACGGCGCCGGCCUGUUUGGCCUCGCAUACACGCUCGCAUCUGAUCGUGACGUGCGCACACUCACGCGACAGAUCUGGAGAAGCGGCAACGUCCUGGCAGACACGCGCCUAUCCACGGUGUUGCCGGCAACAGCGCUGGAUGCAGUGAAGCGGCACAUCGCUGCAGUCGUCACAGACAACAACUUCCAGUUGCUUGCGCUGCUGCUGUCUCGGACGAACGGGUGGCGGUGGGAGCGCAAUUCCCCGCUUGAGGGCGUCAACUUCAUUGAUCUCAACUCAGCAGAGGACAUGACACGUUACUUGCAGGUCCAGCUCAGCGCCAAAGCUGCUGCUGCUGCCUCCAAUUCGGGCACCCCUGCAGCACCAACAACGCCGGCCAACGAAACCAUCAGCACACACGCGCCCGCACCCGUCUUUGACGAGGAUGUGGACGAGCCAGAGACGACACCUGAAUUGUGUCACCGGCUGAUGCGUAACAACUGCCUGCCAUCGCUGCUCAUGCUUUCCGCCUUUGAUCCCGGCGCCCUGCAGGCGGCAGAAGGUGCUGAGGAUGUGCAGCUGCUGUUGCGCGCCAUGAAUCCAACAACACCAACGCCGGCCGACGGUGACCUGCUCCUCAAGUUGCUACAAAAUGCAACGGGCACACAUGCACGCGCCGUGUUUGCCUGGCUCGCGCGAACACCCGCGCACACAACCGACCGUGUCGUCAGCCAGGACGACGUCAACAGCAACAAUAGCAACAGCAGUAUCAGUGGUGGUGCACGCCAUUGGUUCGUGCGCAGGGCGCUGCCUGCGUUUGAUUCCCCGGAACUGCGGUCACAUGCGCUGGAAGACAGCCUCGACUUUGUGUUCUACAUCGAGCAAGGGCGCCCGCUAUUUGCAAUGCAACUGUUUGAUCGUGAGGAGAGGGGGCACCUCACGCCAGACGCGACCACGCGCAUCUACGCAGCUGUCAUGACACGGCCGAUGCACCUGCCUUGUGUUGCCGCGGCGCUGUCCUUCCUGAGUCGGCUCGAGCGCGAGGAUGUUGCCACAUAUCUCCGGCAAGACGUACAAGCCGCCCAGCGCCUGAUCCAGACAAGAACAAGCCAUAAGACGAGCAGCAUCGGCAGCAGCAAUGUCCUUUCCCAGGACCAGUCCUCGCUCAUGACAAUGCACCGCCACCGCGCCGGGCAGUACCUCGCUGCACUCUCUCGCGCCACGCAGAUCAUCUUGGAGAGCAAGCGCGGCGGACACCGGGUGUACGAGCCAGACCUCUCAUCAUCACCAUCAUCACUGUCAUCCCCAUCGUCGUCGUCGAUUCAGACGCCCGCAGAUGUGAUUGAGACCUGGGAUCUGGUGCUGAUGAUUGCACGCAGACACGGCGUCGUCUUUGUGCCCGACUUCCUUGGAUAUGUGGAUGCGGACAACCAGUGGCUGUUCCUCACUGCAUACGCGCAGUUCUACUCUGUUCAGCCACAGCACGUGAUUGACGUGGUGCAGCAGCAAAUGAAUGCCGGGACAACAAAGGAGCACGUGCGUGCCAUGCUGUACAAGGUGGUACACACCCAGCCCGACACACCCACGACUGCCGCCGCGCAGACAAUGGUUGCACACCCGCAUUACACCAUCCCUGACGGUGCCAGCGACGAUGCAGGCAACGGCCUCCACCUCGUCGACUUUCUUCAGCUCGCACGUGACGCAACCCAGUCGUGCUCUGCGUCCAUCCCCGAAGUCCUCCUUGCCCUCGCGUUUCGUCAGCGGUGCCCGACAAUGGCGCUGCUCGCCACGUGCUACGGCAGCAACCUCACGUACACGUGCCUGCUGGUCUGGCUGUUGACAAAGCUGCACAGUAUCGGGCACGUGCCGCUCAGUGCGCAGCUGGCGAGCAUUGAGGCCGACAUUGUGUGCGAAGCAAACGGUGUGUGCCACCUUCACAUCGACAGCGAGCGUGGCUUCUCACUCUGCAAGGAAGCCAUUGUCCUCUAUAUCAGGCUUGGAUUCCUCAAUCCUUUGCAGGCAUGUGCCCUGUGUUUGUGUGUUGAUGCGCUCGGCCUAUUUGCAGAGCAGGCGUUCAAGCCUGUGGUGAAGGCCAUCGACCUUGCCCACAAGCACGCUGAGCGGAGUGCCACAGCCGUCUUGCAUGAGGAGGUGAAAGCCGGCACCACCAAGGGGACGUGGGAUGCCCUCUUCCUCGCGUUCUUCAAGCACACCCCCACAUCUCUGCGCGCGCGUGAGAUCCUGGCGGCGGCGUUGCGUGCAAGCAAUUUCCCAAUCGCCGACCAGCACCUGCACAAGCGCGUGCACCCGAACCAGCAAGACGGGGCAGACACGGACAAGCCAUCAUCGCCGCGCACAGCGGAUGCGGCUGUGCGGGAGGCCAUUGCUGCUGGUGACUUUGUCGAUGCACGCGCACGCGCGAUCCGCGCUGGUCUGGGCACGGCCGCUGUUGACGUGGCGCAGGCGUACGAGAUUGCGAAGAAGGAGGUUGACAUCAAGACGGGGUCUGUCCACGAGGAGAACAAGCGUGAUGACAGCCUGUCGCGUGCCAUUGUAACGGAGUGCCUGCAUCACUUUGAGCGACACAGCGUUGAUGCGCGCACCAAAGCCCUCUUCUUUGUGAGCCUCGUGUCGGCUGCCUUUGGCGUUGCUGAGCCGCACCUCCCGUACGCGACGCGCGUGAGCGGCAUCACAAAGGCGGCGGACGAGGCCCUGCUGCUCGACACGGGGCUGACGCUGCUGCCACGCUCGCACCACAAGAUGCGAUCAGCGCUCCGGUCCAUUGAGGUGAUGCUGUGGCAGCGGCGCCUGGAGGUGCAGACAUAUGUCAUCAACAACACGAGCGGGGAGCCACCGAUUGUGCCAAUUGACGAGAACGAGACGAUUGGCAAGCGCGGGUGGCGUGGCGAAGAGGCGCAGGCAGACAAGAACCCUGCACACUUCAAGUGCCCGUCGCGUCUGCUCGCUCGCUCAUCCAACGGCUACGAUGAAGAUGACGAUGAGGACGAGGCGGUGGCUCGGGUGCCAGAGUCACAAGAGCGCGCGUUCCACUUGUUCCUGCAGGUACUGUUGCGGCGGGGCAGUGUUGGUCGUGCAGCACACCUGUGCAUGCUCUUCAACUUCUACCACCCGGCCAUUGUCGCCGCUCAGCUCAGUGUCUACCUCGCAUGGGAAACGUGGACCCCGGAUGAGGCGCAUCCGCUUGCAGAAGAGCACUUGGGGCUGAGCUUCAAGGAGGGCGACGUGGAGCAUUGCCUGCAGGCAUUGGUGUCGGCUGCAACGCUCGCUUCGGCCUGCGUUGCCCGCAUUCUUGCAAACUACCGCAUGGCCAAGAAGUUGUGCAUGCCGCUGCAGUCGUUCUUCAGCCAGGAAGCCCUCAAGCUUGAGGUGCUGCGGCGCGCGUACACGUGUUUCGCUGGCUUUUGCUAUAUGGACGUUCUGCAGGAGUUCCGAUCUCUCCUCAACGACCAGGUCCACACCUUCCCCGCCGAAGGCAACGUGCUUGGGCUGUGCCAGUUCCUCGUGAGCGUCCGGAACAUUCGCGAGUUUGAGUUCAUCAUCGCUCAUCUUUACCGCACGCAGCACUUUGAGCAGCUCCUACGGCGGGGCAUGAGCCAUCUUGAUGAGCAGACGAAGCUUGACUUUCAGUCGUUUCUGCGCGAUUUCCUGGACCGGCAGCCCCGCAGUCACUACAAGGCAGAACUACAGGAGAUAUUGCCAAUCUUCUUCGAUGUUUCUGCGGACCUGGGCGCCAUGCUCAUGGACAAGGCUGAUCGCAUUCUAAGCGACUUUGUGCCAGACAAAAUGGACUCGCCAGACUUUGUGGACGCCCUCAUCAUGUGCACGGAGACGCUUGCUGACGCGGCUUCGCACUUCCUGAAGGCCGGAGCGCCGAGCGAUGCGCGCACGUGUGCGUGGCGGGCGCAGUUGUGUGCACUGCAGACGCAGCACGACGACCAGCUGCUCUUGCUGUCCACCGACGAAGCGAAAGAACGCAUGCGAACCAUCUCCUCGUUUGGCGCCUGUCGCAUUCUCGGCGAACACUACAUGCCGGCAGCAGGCGACGAGAAAUACUGCGAACCCGUCUUCCACAACGUGAUUGUGGUGCCGGGCAUGCUUGCCUCUGCCACCUCCUCCUCGUCCCUCUCCCCCUUUGCCACCACCACCGCCGCCGCCACGUCGCUGCCAGACCUCGACCCGCCGCGCUACUGGGACGAGUUCAAGCGCCACACGACACUGACACCGCUCUUCUUCCGCGAUAUGCAGCGUCGCCUCAAGCGAUUUCUGCAUGACGCGCAGCCGGAGAACGAGGCCCCUUUCAAGGCCGCAUUUGCGGCCAUCCUCAUGGACUGCCCGUUCCUGGUAGAGCUUGAGCUGAUGGUGAAGAUGAUGCCAGACAUAUGCACGAAGCGGUUGCGCGCCAAGUGCAGCGCUCUCGCUGUUGUGCAGUCUGCAUCCAAGACUGUUUUCGACGUCACGCCGGCUGCCUUUGCAGACCACACGGCCACAUGGUGA